Molecule: messenger RNA, 1123 nt
Organism: Ctenocephalides felis (cat flea)
Lineage: Eukaryota; Metazoa; Arthropoda; Insecta; Siphonaptera; Pulicidae
Product: zinc finger protein 39-like
Exons: 1
Coding region: 23-1123 (366 amino acids)
Biological process (GO): regulation of transcription by RNA polymerase II
Molecular function (GO): RNA polymerase II cis-regulatory region sequence-specific DNA binding; DNA-binding transcription factor activity
Source: RefSeq, a predicted model, not a curated record
CCAUAACCUACAAAAGUUGAAAAUGUCUGAUGAAACAAAUUCAAACACAACAAUUAAAGUUGAACCGAACGAAUAUCCUCAGUUUAAACAAGAACUUGAAGAUCAUGAAAAUACCACAGGCAUUUGUAGCAAGAGGGAUGAAAUUUGUCUACAGCAAUUUUUAAAAUCUGAGGUUACGGUUGAGGAGGAUAUAAAGCAAGAAACUAUUGAUGAGCAAGAUGCUGAUACAAGUUCCAAUGAAAAACCUUACAUAUUUAAUGAAGACAUCAGUAAUUCAAGUUAUUCAAGCACAUCAUUCGAAAGCGUUUCUGAAAAAUGUACAACAAGCGAUAAUCUAAAGCUCCAUGAAUGUGAAAUAUGUAAUAAAACAUUCACACGUAAGACAAAUUUAAAGCAACAUAAAAUGAUUCAUACAGGUGAACGUCCUUUUAGUUGUGAAAUAUGCAAUAAAACAUUCACAACGAAGCGACCAUUAAAGGAACAUAGAAUGCUUCACACUGGAGACAGGCCUUAUGAAUGUAAAAUAUGCCAUAAAACAUUCGUAGCAAAGAAAAUAUUAAAACAACAUGAAAGGCUUCACACUGAAGAAAGACAUUAUGAAUGCGGAAUAUGCAAUAGAACAUUUGCAACAAAACAAUACCUUAAAGUACAUAAUGUAACUCACACUGGGGAACGCCCUCAUCAGUGCAAAAUAUGCAGAAAAGGAUUCACAACAAAAGAUUACUUAAUACGACAUGAAUUUAUUCACACUGGAGAACUGCCUUAUGAGUGCGAAAUAUGCAAAAAAAGAUUUCCACACCAAAAUUACUUAAAAAGGCAUUCAAUAGUGCAUACUGAAGAACGUCCUUAUGAUUGUGAAAUGUGCAAUAAAAAAUUUAAAUCAAAGGAAGAUUUAAAACGUCAUGAAAUUACUCAUACUGGAGAACGUCCACAUGAGUGUGAAAUAUGCAAUAAAUCAUUCGCACAGAAGACACAUUUAACAAGACAUAAACAGACUCACACUAAAGAACAGCUUUAUGAAUGCGAAAUAUGCAACAAAACAUUCUCAUCGAUCCAAUACCUUAAAUCACAUGAAUUUAGUCCACACUGGGGAGAGUCCUUACAGUUGUGGAUUAUGCCAUAA